This is a messenger RNA of Pipistrellus nathusii (Nathusius's pipistrelle), 399 nucleotides long. NCBI's taxonomy places the organism in Eukaryota, Metazoa, Chordata, Mammalia, Chiroptera, Vespertilionidae. The record is from the annotation of a GenBank genome assembly.
AUGUUUAGCUGUAACAUAAAAAUUAACAUAUUAAAAAUAUUUUCAGGCCAAAACCUGUUUGGCUCAGUGUAUAGAGCAUUGGCCUGUGGACUGAAAGGUCCUGGGUUCGAUUUUGGUCAAGGGCAUGUACCUUGGUUGCGGGCACAUCCCCAAGAGGGGGUGUGCAAGAGGCAGCUGAUUGAUGAUUCUCUCUCAUCGAUGUUUCUAACUCUCUAUCCUUCUCUCUUCCUCUCUGUAAAAAAAAAAUCAAUAAAACAUAUUUUUAAAAAAUAUUUUCAGGACUGGAAGGCAUUUUGGUUUUUUCCUAGGCCAGUGGGAAUUAGCUACAGGCCCUAUUGUGUCACUUCUCAGUGUCAGGCAUAUGCACAAGGAGAGAGCUCCUGCUCUCCCACUCCUUAA